ACGCCCUAGAGGUACAAGAGGACGGAUAAAGUAAACUACAGUGAUCUGGUAGGUACAGUAAGUGGACAUGGCCCAGUUUUGGACUAAAGCCGCUUCUCUUGCUGAACUCGUAGGUCGUAGCAGAGGUUACAUCCACAAGUUUGUGGACAGCCACUGCCAUAUAGACCUCCUGUACUCCAGACUAAAGCUGGGGAAAGAUCACAGCUAUUCAAGUUUUCUGACAGAGCAAACUGAAUCCUUUCCUGCCAACUAUGAAGGAUGUGUGGCUGUCUUUUGUUAUCCAAAAACAUUCUCAGCAAAUGAACCAGAUAAUAUCACUCUUCGAAUGGCAGGCAGCACAGACAAUGUCUGGCUAGCCAUCGGUUGCCACCCAAAGAGUGCAACUGAAUUUACUGAUGAGCACCUACAAGGUCUACGCUCUGCACUACAGCAUCCCAAAGUUGUGGCGCUCGGUGAGAUCGGACUCGACUACUCCGGAACGUUUUCUCAACAUGCCGAGACCCAAAAGAAAGUCAUGAGGUCCCAGAUUUCUCUAGCUCUAGAACUCAAGCUGCCCCUGGUCAUUCACUGCCGUGAUGCUGACGAUGACUGUCUCGUCAUUCUGAAGGAGAUGGUCCCCCAUGAGUGGCCCAUUCACCGACACUGCUUCACCCAGGACGUAGUCACAGCCCACGAGUGGCUCAGUGCGUUCCCCCGCCUCUAUCUGGGCUUCACUCCUCUCAUCACCCGCAAAACUGACGCUGUCGGCGCGGUGAAGAAAGCGGCCGCUGAUGUGCCGCUGGAUCGAGUUCUCUUGGAGACGGAUGCACCGUACUUUGUGCCGGAGGGUGUGAAGAAUGGGGUAAAGGUGACUCACCCAGGCUUUGCUCUCUUCACAGCUGAGUGCUUGGCUCAACUUAAGGAUAUUUCAGUUGACGCUGUCUUGGAAGCCUGCCGUAGAAACACCCAGGACAUGUAUGGAGUGUGACCUAGGCCUGUAGUCUUUAUGAACCCUCUAAGUUAAGUGUUGCUUACAAAAAGCGUGUGGUGUGAAGGAAAGUUGUAUUAUUUUUGCAUAUUAUGUUUAUUAUGCGAAAAAGUGCAACAAUUAGGAUAAAGGUUUCUGUUUUGUCUUGCGACGAGUUACAUGGACAUUGACGUUGAUGAUUUAGUUGUUUGAGGCUCUAAGUAGAGCCUGUUCAACUAUCUGGUAAUCAGGCGCGGUUUGUCCAUAGAGCACGGUCGUGCAGUGCCGCCCAAAAUGUUUUAAUGUUCUAUGACGUAAAGCACCCACAA
Messenger RNA from Aplysia californica (California sea hare), 1275 nucleotides. RefSeq names its product putative deoxyribonuclease TATDN2. The record is from RefSeq and is a predicted model, not a curated record. The transcript has 6 exons. Bases 68 to 967 code for a protein of 299 amino acids. NCBI's taxonomy places the organism in Eukaryota, Metazoa, Mollusca, Gastropoda, Aplysiida, Aplysiidae. Gene Ontology annotation, molecular function: hydrolase activity, acting on ester bonds.